Messenger RNA from Mesorhabditis spiculigera, 1056 nucleotides. Lineage: Eukaryota; Metazoa; Nematoda; Chromadorea; Rhabditida; Rhabditidae. The record is from the annotation of a GenBank genome assembly.
AUGGCCCCCGAUGCCAUUCGACCGGAUCGAGACCUGAUUGGAAGGCAGAGGAAUCCGCGUAGGAAUAGACGAGCCGACGAGGCACUCCCGGAACCAGCAGACGAUAAAACUGACAUGCAUUACGCCGUGCUAAUCCAAAGGCUUCUGAGCUGUGAUCAGAAUGCGAAACUGUCAAACGAUGCUCCCUUCCCUUUCCACCCUGAACAGGACCUCGUCACCCUUGGCGACCUGUUCGACCCACCGUACCCGAUGACGGCCGCGUGGAGUCAGCCACUAACCCCAACGACCAACCAGUUCGCCAGCAUGGACGAUACCUUCGCCGGCUUCAGGAGAUGCCUGCAAAAAUCCGUCUUCUGGAUCAACCGCAUCGGCGACAUGAUCCCCGGAAUCCAGCGUCGUGAAAAAGUUGAACUGCUAAAAAACGCUUUCCAUGGCUUUGCGUUGUGGCAGAUCUGUGUGGAAUCGUAUAGACUGAACAUGCCAAACCAAGUAGCACUAUGCAACAACAAGUCCUUGUCACUACCACUGAACUGGAAUUCGUGCCCUCGUUCGCCAUUCGCGGUACCCGACGAUCCGAAGAGUUCCCCUCCAAGUACUUGGGGGCCGAUGUUCGAGGGUGUGUGCUGGAGGAUGAUAAAUGAGAUCAUCGAGCCGCUACAUCGUGUCAGACCCAGUGAAGAGGAAGCGGCGCUCGUUUGUGCGAUCAUCAUCCUUGAGAAUCCCACUUUCACGCUACGUCCCGAGACAAGAACGGUCAUCGAGCAGCUAAAGGACCGUUUGAGCUGCUCGCUAAUGUAUUCGAUUCGGCGCGGCGGUUGCGAAGAUGUUGAGGACGUCCAGAGAUUCAGUCACAUCCUCAACCUGUUGCCGGCCGUUGCUCGCGUCAGCUGCAACCUAUCCGAUUGCCUCAAUUUGUCGCGAGUUUUCAAUCAACUCCAAGAGCCGCUGCUCCGACGCUUCUACGAUAUUUUGGCCAGCGGAGAUAAUGAGAAUUGUCUCCGUCUAACCGACAAAGAUUUCGCUGAUGUCGUCGCGACACUUUGCGACAAAUCGCUA